AUAAUAUCUGAUAGAUUACUGGUUUAGAAGCCUCGGUUCUCCAAUACUCCAUCUCAAUGGCCACAAUCAUCCACCUCUCUCCGAUUCAAACUCCGCCGCCGUCUCCUCGCUUAUUUUCUCCCCAAUCUUCCCAAACUACCCUUCACCUCUCUCUCAAUUUACACCCCAAACCCCUCUCCCUUCCCUCCAUUUCUCUCAACCCCUACGCUCCGGCCAGGCCUCGCGCUCUGGUCGUCACUUCGGCUGUCAAGAGCCUCUCGGAGACUGAGGUAGUCUCAGUCGAUGGUGAAGAAGUCGCCGGAAAUUUGCCUUCGGAGACCGGCGUCUACGCCGUCUUUGACCAGAACGGCGAGCUUCAGUUCGUCGGCUUAUCGAGGAACAUAGCGGCGAGUAUUCUUGUUCACCGGAAAUCGGUGCCGGAGCUAUGCCACUCCGUCAAGGUUGGGAUAGUAGACGAACCGGAUAGGACGGUUCUAACCGAAGCUUGGAAAUCAUGGAUGGAAGAACACAUAAAAGCUACUGGGAAGGUUCCCCCGGGUAAUGAAUCAGGCAAUGCCACCUGGGUGCGGAAGGCACCUAAGAAGAAGAAGCCUGAUCUGCGGCUGACACCAGGCCGUCACAUGCAGUUGACAGUUCCAUUAGAACAACUUGUGGAUCAGUUGGUAAAGGAGAACAAGGUCGUUGCCUUCAUCAAGGGUUCAAGAAGCGCCCCAUUGUGUGGUUUCUCGCAGAGGGUUGUAGGCAUUCUUGAAAGUCAAGGGGUGGAUUAUGAGAGUGUUGAUGUGCUUGACGAAGAGUAUAACUCUGGAUUGAGGGAGACUCUUAAAACCUAUAGCAAUUGGCCUACUUUCCCUCAGAUAUUUGUGAAUGGAGAACUAGUUGGGGGUUGUGAUAUUUUAACAUCCAUGCACGAAAAGGGCGAGCUUGCUAACUUGUUUAAGAAGUGAUUGUUAGCUAAGUUUUGGUCUCUAUACAGAUGGGGUGCGAGUUCGCAGCUGUACGUAUUAGCUAGCCAAAUCAUGUAUCAAGUGAUUAGUUCUAUGCAGCAUAUUGAGGCCUGUACUUCAUUAGUUGCAUCUAUCUAUGGAACAAACUCAACAAAGGUUUCAGGUUUAGUGAAAAAGAAUUAAUAUUGAUCGAGCUGAUUAUGAAGUUGUCUGCAUCUCCCAUAAGUUUUGGCCUGCUCUCAUUGCAUUCAUACUCUCUAUUUGUACUUGAUAUGUAUUUGAGACCUGCAAGUUCUCCAUUUGGUUUUGAGAAUCGACAUUGUUGUUGUAUUUCCCUUUGGUUUUCAAACGCUUCGGUUCUUUUUGGAUUCGCUCUUAUCCUGAAACC
Argentina anserina (silverweed cinquefoil) is the source of this 1335-nucleotide messenger RNA. Its product is annotated as bifunctional monothiol glutaredoxin-S16, chloroplastic. Bases 57 to 947 code for a protein of 296 amino acids. The transcript is spliced from 2 exons. Gene Ontology annotation, cellular component: mitochondrial matrix. Lineage: Eukaryota; Viridiplantae; Streptophyta; Magnoliopsida; Rosales; Rosaceae. The record is from RefSeq and is a predicted model, not a curated record.